Molecule: messenger RNA, 1499 nt
Organism: Pseudocercospora fijiensis CIRAD86
Lineage: Eukaryota; Fungi; Ascomycota; Dothideomycetes; Mycosphaerellales; Mycosphaerellaceae
Exons: 1
Coding region: 1-1320 (439 amino acids)
Molecular function (GO): FAD binding
Source: RefSeq, a predicted model, not a curated record
AUGCCAUCUUCCAUACUCAUUGUUGGCUCAGGCAUUGCAGGUCCAGUUUUGGCCAGCUUUCUCCUCUUGUCUCCGACUACAGCCAAGGACAAGCCUACAAUCACGAUCCUUGAACGCUCUUCACAACCACGUUCUCAAGGCCAAAAUGUUGAUGUACGAGGCACUGGGUUGACGAUUAUUCAGAAACUUGGACUGGAAGCUGCUGUACGCUCAUCGACUACUGGCGAAGAAGGCGUCGAGUUUGUAGACGACGAUGGUGCUGUCUGGUCGCGGUUUGCAGCAGACAAGUCCGGCAAAGUUCAGACAGGCACGAGUGACAUUGAGAUUCUACGGGGCAGAUUAGCGGACAUCUGUCUGAAGCGGAGUCAAUCCAUCUCCGAUGAAGUCAUAGCAAGUGGUGGUCCUGGCAUCGAAUUCCUAUAUGGAGACUAUCUUGACUCGAUAGACCAGGAUGGUGAGAAGGUGCACGUUCACCUCGCAAAGUCAGGCGCAAACCGAAGCUUCGAUCUUGUUGUCGGGGCGGACGGUCUUCAGAGCACAACCCGUCGUCUCGUAUGGGGCGACGGAGCGGAGCGCGGAUGCGUCAAGAAGCUGGGCUGGUAUGGUGGAUUCUUCAGCAUGCCUAGCGAUUCUACAGAUACGCUUUGGCGAAGGUGGUACCAUGCUCCUGAGCGUAAAAGUGUCAUGCUUCGCCCGAGCCACUCGAAGGACAAGACGACUAUCUUCAUGAUCAUGAAUGGCGAACACAACCCCAAGUUUGAUGAAGUGGCAUCCAGCAGGAGGAAAGGCGUGCAAGAGCAGAAAGCUGUCAUCACAGAGCACUUUCAAAAUGCAAAAUGGCAGACGCCCCGAAUACUUCGCGAGCUGAACGCCGCCGACGACUUCUACUAUGACAUGAUUGCUCAGAUUCACAUGCCGAAGUGGAGUAAAGGGCGGGUCGUACUCAUCGCUGAUGCUGCACAUUGCGCAAGUCCACUAUCUGGUAUGGGCACCACCUUGGCGCUCAAUGGCGCAUAUAACCUUGCAGGUGCUUUGCUUCAAUAUCCGAAUAACCUGGAGAGCGCCUUCAGCCAGUACGAGAACAAGAUGCGCCCUUUCGUGGAUCGAGCACAAAAGUUGCCAUUAGAUGGUAAGCUCUUCUACCUGAUCCAUCCUGAGACUUCCCAAGGCCUUUGGAUCAUGCGUGCAAUUCAGUACUUCAUUUACAUGUCUGGAAUCGUCAACCUCAUCUUUAGAUUGGUUGGACCUCCUGCAGCUGCGACCGAAGUCGAGGAGUAUGGCUUUAAGCAGGUGGAAGAGCUCAGGGAGACAAGCAAAUGAAGUAUGUUCUCUACCAUGAUACAACACGCUUGAAGGAAUCGAAAUGGCGACAAAGGAGCUUAGCAUUAUGGGGUGACUGGAUGAGAAUUGAACUUGUCCAUAUACGCUUCCCCUUGAUGUACCAUUCGGAAGAGCUCGAUACACAGGACCUCGGAUAAUCCUCAGUGUCACCUUCGCCG